This is a messenger RNA of Drosophila innubila, 425 nucleotides long. RefSeq names its product metallothionein-1. Bases 151 to 276 code for a protein of 41 amino acids. Gene Ontology annotation, molecular function: metal ion binding. NCBI's taxonomy places the organism in Eukaryota, Metazoa, Arthropoda, Insecta, Diptera, Drosophilidae. The transcript has 2 exons. The record is from RefSeq and is a predicted model, not a curated record.
GGAAAGUGUAUAAAAUCGGACGACAUCCGUGGAUUGGGCAUCAGUUGAAUUCUGCAGCAAAAGCAAAGUGACUCAGCACUUAAGUGAAAAAUCAAAUCAAAGUUUUCUUCGUGUUCAGUGUUCAAGUGAAUUCUAUCAAAUCAAUACAAAAUGCCUUGCCCAUGCGGAAGUGGUUGCAAAUGCGCCUCCCAGACCAACAAGGGUUCCUGCAACUGCGGAACUGACUGCAAAUGCGGCAGCGAUAACAAGAAGUCCUGCGGCUGCUCCUCCAAGUGAAGCAUCAAUGGUCCAGCUUUUCUAAAUUACGCCUAGAAUCUAAAAUAAACACCUCUAUAUACAUAUAUAUUAUUCACCCACAUUCACAGACACUUCCUAAUUGAACGUCUGAUUCUCACAAUUAUGCAAUAAACCAAAUUUAAACUCAA